AGGGCCGCUGCUGGCGCUCACAAGAUGGCGGAGGCGGCCAAUUGCACCAUGGAGAAUUUUGUAGCCACCCUGGCUAACGGGAUGAGCCUGCGGCCGCCUCGGGAGGAAGUGUCGUGCCCGCCCCCCGAGGGCAGCGCCAAGCCCUCGGCCGAGGACAUGACCUCCAAGGAUUAUUACUUCGACUCCUACGCCCACUUCGGCAUCCACGAGGAGAUGCUGAAGGACGAGGUGCGGACGCUGACCUACCGCAACUCCAUGUUCCACAACCGGCACCUGUUCAAGGACAAGGUGGUGCUGGACGUGGGCAGUGGCACGGGCAUCCUCUGCAUGUUCGCUGCCAAGGCCGGUGCCAGGAGAGUUAUUGGGAUCGAGUGCUCCAGCAUCUCCGACUACGCCGUCAAGAUCGUCAAGGCCAACAAACUGGACCACGUGGUUUCCAUCAUCAAGGGCAAGGUGGAGGAGGUGGAGCUGCCGGUGGCCAAGGUGGACAUCAUCAUCAGCGAGUGGAUGGGCUACUGCCUCUUCUACGAGUCCAUGCUCAACACCGUCAUCUACGCCCGCGACAAGUGGCUGAGCCCGUCGGGGCUGAUCUUCCCGGACCGCGCCACGCUCUACGUCACGGCCAUCGAGGACCGCCAGUACAAGGACUACAAGAUCCACUGUGAGAAUCGGGAAUCGGGAAGAUUCGGGGGGAUUGAUUCGGG
Molecule: messenger RNA, 704 nt
Organism: Lonchura striata (white-rumped munia)
Lineage: Eukaryota; Metazoa; Chordata; Aves; Passeriformes; Estrildidae
Source: RefSeq, a predicted model, not a curated record